Protopterus annectens (West African lungfish) is the source of this 720-nucleotide messenger RNA. RefSeq names its product AP-1 complex subunit sigma-3-like. The record is from RefSeq and is a predicted model, not a curated record. Gene Ontology annotation, biological process: vesicle-mediated transport; protein transport. Gene Ontology annotation, cellular component: AP-1 adaptor complex; intracellular membrane-bounded organelle. Lineage: Eukaryota; Metazoa; Chordata; Ceratodontiformes; Protopteridae. The transcript is spliced from 5 exons. Bases 238 to 702 code for a protein of 154 amino acids. Gene Ontology annotation, molecular function: clathrin-cargo adaptor activity.
AUCUGUUUCAGACGAUUACACUCACACACUGCCAGUGGGAUUCACCUGCCUUCCUGUUCCUUUACUGUUAGUUUAAUGACGUAUAUUCUGCCAAGUGGGAGGGUUUACCAAGUUUCAGUCUAGUGAACACUGAGAAGACAACUAUGGUGUGUUUAAAGCUACACUGCUACUAGCCACUGGUAUAUUUUUGAAACUUGGAAAGUUUCUCUCUUCAGGCUGAGACACAGGAGCUACAGAAUGAUGCGAUUUAUGUUGUUGUUCAGCCGACAAGGGAAACUGAGACUACAAAAGUGGUACACACCUGUGUCUGAUAAGGAGAAGAAAAAGAUCACUCGUGAGAUGGUUCAAAUUGUAUUGGCCCGACAACCUAAAACAUGCAAUUUUAUUGACUGGAAGGAUCUAAAAAUUGUUUACAAGAGGUAUGCAAGCCUAUUCUUUUGCUGUGCAGUAGAACAAGAAGACAACGAGCUACUCACUUUGGAACUUGUACAUCGCUACGUAGAGCUACUGGACAAGUAUUUUGGCAAUGUUUGUGAACUGGAUAUUAUUUUUAAUUUUGAAAAGGCUUACUUUAUGUUGGAUGAGUUUCUAAUUGGUGGAGAAAUUCAGGAAACCUCAAAGCAAUCAGUAGCAAAAGCCAUGGAGGAAUCCGAUAUGUUACAAGAGACAAUGGAAGAAUACAUGAGCAAGCCUACCUUUUAAUGCUGACUGGAACUAUAA